AUGUAUGUGGACCCUGCAACUGGAUACUAUGUUUUCACGGCAUUCGCGCUGAAGCGGCGCCCCUGCUGCGGCAACAUUUGCCGGCACUGCCCAUACAAGGCCGAGCGGGAGGAGAAGGAGCGGCGACGUGCCGCGAGGGACCGCGAGCGCAGCAGCGGCAUGGGCGACGAGGGCGCUGGAAGCUGCGGCGGUGACGACGGCGGCGGCGGCGGCGGUCGCAGCGGCGGCAGCGGCGGCGGCGGCGGUGCUGGCGACGUUGGAGGCGUCAAGCGCAAGGGCGGGCUGUGGUCUUUGUUGGAUUGGUGA
Molecule: messenger RNA, 306 nt
Organism: Monoraphidium neglectum
Lineage: Eukaryota; Viridiplantae; Chlorophyta; Chlorophyceae; Sphaeropleales; Selenastraceae
Exons: 1
Coding region: 1-306 (101 amino acids)
Source: RefSeq, a predicted model, not a curated record